This is a messenger RNA of Acyrthosiphon pisum (pea aphid), 583 nucleotides long. Its product is annotated as cyclin-dependent kinases regulatory subunit-like. Bases 73 to 405 code for a protein of 110 amino acids. The transcript is spliced from 3 exons. The record is from RefSeq and is a predicted model, not a curated record. Gene Ontology annotation, molecular function: cyclin-dependent protein serine/threonine kinase regulator activity. NCBI's taxonomy places the organism in Eukaryota, Metazoa, Arthropoda, Insecta, Hemiptera, Aphididae.
GUUCGUAGUUUGUUAUGUUUCAUAACAAAGUUGUUGUGUUCAUUGCAUAGUGUACAUCUUGUGUAAACUUUUAUGUACCUUCCUAUUAAAUGUGAAUCAUUGAGGUACCUAAUUUAUUAUUGCAAUUUCUUAUCCGCGUUUGAAUCAUUUUCAGCCAACGUCAUGCCAUCAUCUACUGAAGACAUCAAAUAUUCAGCAAAGUAUGAAGACGACACUUAUGUUUACAGGCACGUAAUUUUACCUGAAGAUUUGGCCAAAAAAUUGCCCAUUACUCAUUUAAUGACUGAAACAGAGUGGCGAAAUAUUGGCAUUCAAAUGUCAACCGGGUGGAAGCAUUACAUGAGACAUGGACCAGAGCCUCAUAUUGUGCCAUUCAGAAGAUUGAAAUCUGAUGAUGAUGAAUAAUUAUUAUAAUUUUAAUAUUUAUUGCCUAAACGUAUUAAAACAGUUUUUUUAUUCCAUUUUUUUUCUUUUAUAAGUUAUUAUAAAUAUAGUAUGUACUUUAAAUUAUUAUCUAUUCUAAACCAUAACAAUUAAUGUUUCCUUUUGUGUGUUGUAUUAAAGUGUAAUAUUAUACUUAGCU